This is a messenger RNA of Phyllostomus discolor (pale spear-nosed bat), 4169 nucleotides long. It is a transcript of the gene NEGR1, whose product is annotated as neuronal growth regulator 1. The record is from RefSeq and is a predicted model, not a curated record. The coding region runs from base 487 to 1551 and encodes 354 amino acids. The transcript is spliced from 7 exons. Lineage: Eukaryota; Metazoa; Chordata; Mammalia; Chiroptera; Phyllostomidae. Gene Ontology annotation, cellular component: neuron projection.
CCCAGCGCUGCUUCUGCUGCUGCUGCUUCUGCUUCUGCUGCUGCUGCUGCUGUUGCUGCUGUGAUUGCAGCCGCCGCCGCUGCCGCUCGCCCAGCCUCCGCCACCGCGCCUCCUCCCUCACUUGCCGGCGCGCUCGCCUCCUCGCUAGAUGGUGUGCGAGCCGCCCGAGAAUUAGACUCACUCCGGACUCGGCCAGAAUCAACCGAGAGGAGGUGUAGUGUGGUGCCAGGGGGUGGGAGGGGAGGGAGGGAGGGACAGCAAAGAGGAGGAGGAGGGGAGGCCAAAAAAGAGAGAGAAAACAACAUCCAACAACUAGAGGGGGGGGAAGAAAGAAAGAAAAGAAACCCACCCACCCAUCAAAAAAAAAAAAAAAAGGAAAAAAAAAAUCCUGUGGCGCACCGCCUGGUUCCCGGGAAGACUCGCCAUCACCAGGGGGUGGGGGAGUGCGAGCUGAAAGCUUCUGGAGAGUGAGCAGCCCGAGCAGGGAUGGACAUGAUGCUGUUGGUGCAGGGUGCUUGUUGCUCGAACCAGUGGCUAGCGGCGGUGCUGCUCAGCCUUUGCUGCCUGCUGCCCUCCUGCCUCCCGGCUGGACAGAGUGUGGACUUCCCCUGGGCGGCCGUGGACAACAUGAUGGUCAGAAAAGGGGACACAGCGGUGCUUAGGUGUUAUUUGGAAGAUGGAGGUUCAAAGGGUGCCUGGCUGAACCGGUCAAGUAUUAUUUUUGCUGGAGGUGAUAAGUGGUCAGUGGACCCUCGAGUUUCAAUUUCAACAUUGAAUAAAAGGGACUACAGUCUGCAGAUACAGAAUGUAGAUGUGACGGAUGAUGGCCCAUACACGUGUUCUGUUCAGACUCAACAUACGCCGAGAACAAUGCAGGUGCAUCUAACUGUGCAAGUUCCUCCGAAGAUAUAUGACAUCUCAAGUGAUAUGACCAUCAAUGAAGGAACCAAUGUCACCCUUAUUUGUUUGGCCACUGGGAAACCAGAGCCUUCCAUUUCUUGGCGGCACAUCUCCCCAUCAGCAAAACCUUUUGAAAAUGGACAGUAUUUGGACAUUUAUGGAAUUACCAGGGACCAGGCUGGAGAAUAUGAAUGCAGUGCAGAAAAUGAUGUGUCAUUCCCAGAUGUGAAGAAAGUAAAAGUUGUCGUAAACUUUGCUCCUACGAUUCAGGAAAUUAAAUCCGGCACCGUGACCACCGGACGCAGUGGGCUGAUAAGAUGUGAAGGUGCAGGUGUGCCGCCUCCAGCCUUUGAAUGGUACAAAGGAGAAAAGAAGCUCUUCAAUGGCCAACAAGGAAUUAUUAUUCAAAAUUUUAGCACAAGAUCCAUUCUCACAGUUACCAAUGUGACACAGGAGCACUUCGGCAACUAUACCUGUGUGGCUGCCAACAAGUUAGGCACAACCAAUGCGAGCCUGCCUCUCAACCCUCCAAGUACAGCCCAGUAUGGAAUUACCGGGAGCGCCGACAUUCUUUUCUCCUGCUGGUCCCUUGUGUUGACACUGUCCUCUUUCACCAGCAUAUUCUACCUGAAGAAUGCCAUUCUACAAUGAAUCUAAAGACCCAUAAAAGGCUUUUAAGAAUUCUCUGAAAGUGCUGAUGGCUGGAUCCAAUCUGGUACAGUUUGUUAAAAGCAGCGUGGGAUAUAAUCAGCAGUGCUUACAUGGGGAUGAUCGCCUUCUGUAGAAUUGCUCAUUAUGUAAAUACUUUAAUUCUACUCUUUUUCUGAUUAGCUACAUUACCUUGUGAAGCAGUACACAUUGUCCUUUUUUAAGACGUGAAGGCUCUGAAAUUACUUUUAGAGGAUAUUAAUUGUGAUUUCAUGUUUGUAAUCUACAACUUUUCAAAAGCAUUCAGUCAUGGUCUGCUAGGUUGCAGGCUGUAGUUUACAAAACGAAUAUUGCAGUGAAUAUGUGAUUCUUUAAGGCUGCAAUACAAGCACUCAUUUCCCUGUUUCAACACGAAUCAACCCAUAUUUACAAAGAUGCAUUUUUCUCUUUUGAUAAAAAAGCAAAUAAUAUUGCCUUCAGAUCAUUUCUUCAAGGUAAACACAUAUCUAGAUUUUUCUGCUCGCAUGAUAUUCAGGUUUCAGGAAUGAGCCUUGUAAUAUAACUGGCUGUGCAGCUCUGCUUCUCUUUCCUGUAAGUUCAGCAUGGGUGUGCCUUCAUGACAUAAUAUUUCCCUCUUCGUCUUCAACUAAUAAAGACAUCUUGCCAAACCCUACAAUUGAGAGCAAAAGUAAACUACAAUGAUAAAGUGCACUGUAUCCUAUCUCUAAAGAGCAAGGUACCUAUAGGAUUGAAAAUCCUCUGCAUUAUGAGUGGGGUUUGAGACUCUUCCCCCACAAUAACUCAAUUUUGUGAAGAAAAACGAUUUAACACAGUACAGGUAAAUUUACCAUGUGAUUUCUUUACUUGUAGCUAAAUGUGAGAUCCACUUUGGGAAAUAAUUCCUUUUAAAAUGACAACAUAGCCCAGCAAAGAGAUUGCCUAGCAAUCCAGCAUCUUUUCUUUUCACUUUUCCCAGGCCAAAAAUUUUAAGACAGUUUUUCAGAAAAGAAAAAGGUCUAAUCAACUAAUGUUACAUGAGUUGUUGAGCACUCCAAAUUAAUUUGGUUCUGUGACAGGUAAGUUGGUAUGAUAAGGUGCUCCUGAGGACAGGGGCAGUUUGCACAUUUUCCAUCUGAAAACAUCACUCAGUUGAUAAUUUGGAAUACAUGUUAUAUGACUUUUUUUUUCAAAAUAUAUUGUAACAAAUAUUUCAUGCUGGUGUGCAGUAGAUAAAUCCCUGAAAUAACUAAUUCUAUAAUAAAAUCUUUCUCUUAGGGCCAUGUCCAUUCAAACAAAUAAGGCCAAAAGAAAAUUACUAUGCCUUAUUUCUUCUUGCAUGGUAUAUAUAAGAUAUGAUAAAAUGAAGACAAGACCAGUGAUGAGAAUAUGUUAAGAUAUAUUGACUAUUAAAUGCUCAUGAAUAUUAAAUUUCUAUUAUAAAGAGUGAAAACUACAUUUUUAAAGAAAAGUUCUGUUACUUUAGGAAGUAUUAUAUUACAGGAAUAGUUUGAUGGUUUUACUAUUUACUAAAGAAAGACCAUAGCCUUGAAGGUCAUUUUAAAAUUUAGACAAAGUUCCUGAUUUCACUAUACUUCCAGAGAUUUCCACAAAUAAUCGAGCCCUUCUGCAAAAACUUACUAAUCAAGUUAGAUACAAGAAAUUUCACAGAAAUUAUACAUAUUUAAGAUACCUAACAUUUUGCUUGGAAAGAGAUACUGUAACUUGAAAAUUGCAAUUUCUUUCAAGUAAAACUUAAUCCCAAAGCAUACUAUAAAUGUAUUUUAAUUAAAAAAAAGGAAUCCUAAAUGAGGAGGCAUAAAUAUAGAAAUGUUUUCACAAAAUGGCAAUAAUAUGGCAUGAUGCUAUUAAAUUCACUCACUGUAAUAAUUUAUUACAUUAUUUUGACUGAUAUAUUAAAAUGUUUUUAAUACAUAUGGCAUUUUAACUUUAGUAUCGAUUGCUUUUUAAAAAUAUUCUUUGUGGAGUUUGUGAGUAAAUUAGAAAAUAUUAUUUUGUAUUGCAGCUUUAAAGUGGCACACUCCAUAAUACUCUACUUACUAGAAAUAGUGGUGCUACCACAAAAGUGUUAACCAUCAGUACCAUUGACUGGGAGAAAGAAACAGAUCAAGAAUGCAUAUUAUACAGUGACCGCUUUCCUAGAGUUAAAAAUACCUCCUCUUUGUAAGGUUUGUAGGGUAAAUGUGAGGUAAAUUGAGAUAUAAACUAUGGAUGAACCAAAUAAUUAGUUCAAAGUGUUGUCAUGAUUCCGAAUUUGUGGAGUCUGGUGUUAUUACCAUAGAAUGUGACAGAAGUACAGUCAUAGCUCAGUAGCUAUAUGUAUUUGCCUUUAUGUUAGAAGAGACGUUCUUGAGUGACAUUUUUAAAUAGAGGAGGUAUUCACUGUGUUUUUCUGUACCACAGCAGCAUUCCUAGUCCUUAGGCCCCUGGACAGAGUGAAAUCAUGAGUAUUUAUGAGUUCAAUAUUGUUCAUAUAAGGCUACAGUAUUUGCUUUUUUGUGUGAAUGUAUUGCAUAUAAUGUUCAAGUAGAUGAUUUUACAUUUAUGGACAUAUGAAACGUCUGAUUACUUCAUUUUAUCAGUCCUGACUGUACAAGGUUGUU